AUGAAUUUCCCAAGGGAGAAAGGGUGCUCUCUCGUCCAGGACGUCAAGCAUUCCUUUGAACCGCCGGUGCCGCCGCAGGUCUUUAUGGUCAACGAUGGCUUUCCAGCAGAGGCAGUGGUGCCCGAUGCCCUAGCCGCCCACCAUGAUGCUCGCCGACUGGUCCGCCUUGUACAAUGCCCUCGGUGCUCUCACCCACUCAAGGCACCUGUGACGUUGCCAUGUACACACACUGUCUGCCGUGCAUGUCUACCAGAACCCCAGCCACGGAAGAACAUAUCUUAUCCGAAUACUCCGGACCGCCUAGUGGGAAUCACCUGCCCACUGCCGGGAUGCGGGACAGAGCACGCCGCCGCAGAAUGCUCAGUGGACGUGACCUUGACCAAGCUGAUGGAAUUGAUUACGCAAGAGAUAGCGCAGCAUAGACCAUGCAUGGAAGAUUCACCAACCCUGCUCGAGGAGAUCUUGCAAGACGAUGAAAUGGUCGAAAACGAGUCAGAGGAAGAGAAGGAACGAAUUAGCGAAAAGGGCAACCGGCAAGUGCUGCAUGGCGGGCGUCUAGUAUCGACGUUCACCAUGGCAGAGAUGGGACAGCUCCGGUACAACUCCGAAGUAGAAUACUCGACCAUGUCGCCGGAUGGGGACGCAUACGAACAUCUAGACGUCAUCAUUCUCGAACGUCUGCGAGAAGUAACCUACCAGGAGCUGGACUGUCUUGUAUGCUACAACACGAUGCUAGAACCCACCACGACCACCUGUGGCCAUACCUUCUGUCGCCGCUGUCUAGCCCGCGUCAUGGAUCACAACAGUAUUUGUCCUUUUUGCCGAAGGGAUUUACACAUCUCUACCUCGUUACAAACAAGCCAGAGCGGCAACGCUGUCUUGAACUCCCUUUUGAAUGGACUAUGUCCGGAUCUGGUCGCCUCCCGUACUGCUGCGGUAAAGGCUGAAGAGCAGGCUGGCGACGAGGUUUUUAACACCCCGUUGUUCAUAUGUACAUUGGCGAUGCCCGCCAUGCCGACUUUUCUCCACGUUUUCGAACCUCGGUACCGUCUGAUGAUGAGGCGUGUACUUGAGGGUAACAGACAGUUUGGUAUGGUCAUGUAUAAUCGCACAUCCUCGUCACAAGGCGAACUUGGAUCGGUUCCAUUCUUCGAGUACGGUACUUUGUUGGAGAUUAUCAACUACGAGCUCCUUCGUGACGGUCGCAGCUUCGUGGAGACUCGAGGUAUCGGCCGCUUCAAGGUCAGGGCACAUGGCAUGCUCGAUGGUUAUAAUGUCGCCAGCGUUGAGCGUGUCGAAGAUGUAUCUUUUGCUGAAGAAGGUGCCUUGGAGCAGCAAGAGACGACCAUGGCACGAGCCUUUGCAGAGUCACAUUUCCGCGCGGAUCCGCAAACUCAGUUACCCACCGACAUUGCUAUUGAGUCGCUGUCUACUCAACAACUUCUCGAUACAUGUACGGCAUUCGUGCGAGAAAUGAGAGAAGCGAGUGCGCCCUGGCUUCGCGACCGAAUCAUUCAAGUUUACGGAGAACCACCCGAGGAUCCUGCUCUAUUUCCAUAUUGGUUUGCAUCGGUCGUUCCCGUGGUGGAAGAGGAGAAAUAUGUCCUUCUACGAACUACCAGAGUCCGUGAGCGCCUAAAGAUUGUGUACUCAUGGAUUGGAAGGAUACGUGGGCAACGAUGGGCCUCGGGCAGCGCCUGCAAUAUCCUUUGA
This is a messenger RNA of Ascochyta rabiei, 1713 nucleotides long. RefSeq lists its product as uncharacterized. Bases 1 to 1713 code for a protein of 570 amino acids. Lineage: Eukaryota; Fungi; Ascomycota; Dothideomycetes; Pleosporales; Didymellaceae. The record is from RefSeq and is a predicted model, not a curated record. The transcript has 2 exons. Gene Ontology annotation, molecular function: metal ion binding.